Messenger RNA from Daphnia pulicaria, 423 nucleotides. RefSeq names its product 32 kDa beta-galactoside-binding lectin-like. The record is from RefSeq and is a predicted model, not a curated record. The coding region runs from base 1 to 423 and encodes 140 amino acids. Gene Ontology annotation, molecular function: carbohydrate binding. NCBI's taxonomy places the organism in Eukaryota, Metazoa, Arthropoda, Branchiopoda, Diplostraca, Daphniidae. The transcript has 4 exons.
AUGACAUCCAUUUUGAACCCGAUCAUUCCGUUUUGUGUUAGUUUGCCUGGAAAUAAACUUAAUACCGGCCAUGACGUAGUUGUUGGGGGCGAAGCAUUUUAUGGGGCCCAAAGGUUCUCCAUCAACUUUAUCCAGUCCAGCUCACAAACUCGUUUGUUUCAUUUGGAUUUCCGCUUCGAUCAGAAUGAGACUGUCCUCAACUCAAACUAUCCGGAUGGAUGUUGGGCUCAAGAAGAGCGCACGCCUUUACCCCUCAUCUUGGGAAAGAAAUUCAACAUCGAAAUCAAGUUUUCGGUUGAUCGUUUUGUGAUAAUAGUUGAUUUCCAGUACCACUGUGAUUUCGUUUAUCGUUUCGACAUGUCUGAGGCCGAUGCGUUACUGAUUGAAGGCGACGUCAAUAUUAACUCGAUUCAGUUUAACUAA